Ictalurus furcatus (blue catfish) is the source of this 2382-nucleotide messenger RNA. RefSeq names its product potassium channel subfamily K member 12 (gene kcnk20). Gene Ontology annotation, cellular component: membrane. The transcript has 2 exons. The record is from RefSeq and is a predicted model, not a curated record. Gene Ontology annotation, molecular function: potassium ion leak channel activity. Bases 125 to 967 code for a protein of 280 amino acids. Gene Ontology annotation, biological process: stabilization of membrane potential; potassium ion transmembrane transport. Lineage: Eukaryota; Metazoa; Chordata; Actinopteri; Siluriformes; Ictaluridae.
GCAGGUUCAUAUUAAACCGAAUGGGUAUGGACUGACAGCACCAACCACCACUGUUGGGAAGAUCUUCCUCAUUUUCUUUGGGCUGAUAGGAUGUGCAGCAGCCAUUCUCUUGUUCAACCUCUUUAUGGAACGUGUCGUCACACUUAUAGCAUAUGUACUGAGUAGAUGCCAUGAGCAAAGACUGUGGAACAGCAGGCAAAGAACUGCUACUUCUCAUCUCACCACACAACUAAGUGGCACAGCAAGUAGACAGCAGGGUUGGAAGCCUUCUGUUUACCACGUAGCACUAAUUUUGUUGGCAGUUUGUUUUCUGGUAACAUGUGCUGCAUCAGGACUCUACUCUGCUGUGGAAGGUUGGAGCUACCUGGAGUCGAUGUACUUCUGCUUUGUGACCUUCAGCACUAUAGGUUUUGGGGACAUGGUGAGCGGGCAGCGAGAGCGCUAUGAAACAAGCUGGUUUUACCAGAUCCUCAACAUGUUGGUCCUCUUUCUUGGUGUCUGCUGUACCUAUUCUCUCUUGAACCUCAUUGCUAUCAUGAUGAAAGCAAUGUUGAACUGGAUCCUGGGCAAUGUGCUAUGUUUGAAUUGCUGUUCAGGGACUGGUUUGAACAAACACCAGCCUGAUCAGCUCUGCUGGUCUUGCUUCAUGUGUCCUAAAGUUGAAGAAUCUUAUUCUCCACAGCUUCAAAUCACCGCCAGCUGUUCUAGCCAACAUUGGAGCUGCCAUGUGAUUAAGCUCAACACAGGGAAAUGCAGAUGUGAGGGUUCUACAUUACAGACUGUGUGCCAGAGUGAGAUGCAUCGCACAGACAAAAAUGUUAUCUGUGAGCACAAGGUGUCAAAGGAUAACAUGACAGAAAAUUCACUUCAUGUGACCAGUGGCUGUCAGCAUAAUAGUCUGCCUGAGCUGAUGGGUGGCAUGGCCAUGUUAAAUAACUAUCUGCAAGAGACAAGCCUUAAUAGCUAAUCAGCUACUACUCAAUUUAGAGGACAUUCAACUAUGAGAACAAGUUUCAUGAAGCAUAUGGUAAACUCAUCAGGACUCAUAGUUUUGACUGAAGAGGACUAUUAUAGUUUUUGUGUCGUCAAUUUUUCCAGUCUAAAGUAGAUUGUAUAUUUUGGACAGAUACAUUGGCUCAGCUUCUGUUCUGCAUUUCUUCAUGAUCCUCUUUCUAGCCAGUAGAGGGACUUGAUUCUCAGUGACUUGGCAAUAACUUAAAGUUAAAACAAUUUCAGUCCUUUUCCCUUUCUUCAGUCAUAAUUAUAUCAAUAUGCUGAAUGUGAAGGAGCGUACACACAAAAAAAUUUAGAAAAACAUUUAAUAAACAUAUAACACAAUUAUGAUUACAAAUUAGACCAUAAUGUUCUGUAUAACAUAUUUUCACAUAAACAUGACCAUCUUCUUGUGAAGAAAGCGUAGUUUGGGUCUCAAGAUGUUUUACAGUGUUUCUGUGUAUAUAAAUAAAAUAGUAAAAUGCUUUGCUUUAAUCUUUGGUCUCUCUUGAGUCUCUCAUUAUCUAGAAUGAGGUGCCGUUUUGUUUUCUAAUCUGUCCAUCUAAAAUUUAUCCCAACAGAACUCCACAGCUGAUUUAGGUAUCUGUUGAUUAUGAUUGAAAUACACUUGUUAGUUGUAAAUGGUAAAUUACUUAGUAAAUAGAGAUUGAUGUCAGUGCAGUUCUUUGCUUUUAUACAGUAGAUGACAGUACUAAAGUUAUAUCAUCAUUUGGUAUGUAGUAAACAAUAUGUAAUUUGAAAUAUUGUCAAUGUGUUUUUUUAUUAUUAUUACUAAGACAUUUAAAUUACUUAUUAAAUUAGAUGAAAAUUAACCUAGAAAACUUUAAGGCUCAUGUUACAUUUCCCUUCUGUUUCUUUGUGUAAGUUGUCUCUUUCUCUCUCUCUCGAAAAGAGAAAAGAUCAAAUGUAUAGGGCUGAUAUUUCAAACAGCUAAAUAGCUUAAACGGAUAAUCACAUCCAAACUUUAUAUGUCUGCUCGGUUUACUCUGUAUGUAGAGUUUCCUUGCAUGUUGCAUGUUCUUCCAGUGUCCAUGUGGGUUUCCUGUGGGUUCUCUGGUUUCCUCCAGCCUCCCAAAAACCAUGCUGGUAGGUGGAUUGGCUAUGCUAAAUUCCAUUCCCCAUAAGUGUACGUGUGUGUGUGUUGUGUGUGUGUGUAUGCACCCAGUGCCCUGGGUUGGACUGCCAUCUCAUUUCGCGUGAACUAGGCUCCAGAUCCAUUGACCAGGAUAAAGUGAUGAAUGAAUGAAUGAAUGCUGCUUAGAUAUCUGGUUAUUUUCUGAUAUUAUGCAAAGAUGUUAAAGAUACAAAAUGAAUGAUGAUGAUUAUUAUUAUUAAUAAUAAUAGAUAUUGUUAUUAUUAUUAUUGUUA